Messenger RNA from Cadophora gregata, 4002 nucleotides. RefSeq lists its product as uncharacterized. NCBI's taxonomy places the organism in Eukaryota, Fungi, Ascomycota, Leotiomycetes, Helotiales, Ploettnerulaceae. The coding region runs from base 200 to 2665 and encodes 821 amino acids. The record is from RefSeq and is a predicted model, not a curated record. The transcript has 2 exons.
CCUCGCUCAUAGGUAUUCGUGAUGCAGUGAUGUCUCUGUCUCAGUCUCACCUGCAGACAUGAGGUCGAUAUAAAAUCUCGCUUACGAUGACACCCCACAAAUAUUACAUGCCACCUGUACCCGGCCAGCGUAAUCGCGGGUUCACCAGCUUCAAAUCGAGCUCCUCCACAACCGCACCACCCAUGCCGAACCCAAACCAAUGCCUCCUCCAGGCCUCACGAAUGGCAAUCCAGCUCUCAAUUCCUCCGAGGAGGCUGCUGCCUCUCCCAACAUCUACGAAUCUUCCUCCUUAGCGUCUAUUCGCGCAUCCCUCUCCGCCCUCCAUACUCGCGAUGCAGCAAUCGCAUCGAGGCUUCAAGCCCUCAUAUCCUCCCAGGCCGAUCUCUCCCGCGAGCUGGGACGCUUAGAUCUACUACGCGCGCAUCUGGGAACACAGGUCAUACACACACGGGACAUCAGCAAUGGCAUGCUCGAUUCUGCUGCGGGAACUGCAUCCCACCUCUCCAGCAAGGUCAAGGAGCUUGAUCUUGAGAAGAAGCGUGUAGAAGAGACGCUGGGUGUUGUCGAACAAGUCGCCGAGCUGAAGGCAUGUGUGCAAGGGGUUGUGGGGUCUAUGGGCGCACCGCAGGACUGGGAAGCUGCUGCGGGGUAUAUUGCGCGGGCUUCCAAGAUCCCCAAUCAUAUUAUUGAGGGGAAAUUUGCCGCCAGGAUCGUACCAAGUGUUGAAGUUCCAGAUGCUCCAGGAAUAACGAUCGAAAACGCGAAAGAAUCGCUCUGCGGGCUGUUUCUGAGGGAGUUCGAGAAAGCCGCAGAGGAGGGCGAUGGCAGCAAAAUCACACGUUUCUUCAAAUUGUUCCCGUUGAUUGGGAGAGAGGAUACUGGACUCGAGGUCUAUGGGAGAUACGUGUGCCAGGGAGUUGCUGCCAGGGCAAGAGGGAGCUUGAGAGAAGGGACUAAGGGAAGCGCCGGCAAAGAUGGGUUCUUCUAUGCAAACGCGCUGACACGGCUAUUUGAACAUAUUGCGCAGAUCGUGGACGGUCAUGGAGGACUUGUGGAAAGGCAUUAUGGCCAAGGAAAGAUGGUCAAGGUUAUUGAGAGGCUACAAGUGGAGGCAGAUGUACAAGGUGGAAUCGUCUUGGAUAUGUGGGGGGAUGAGAGGAGUGUUGACAGGCGGUUGACGGAUGUAAAGAGCUACCCGUUCUCCUUCCUGGUUCACAGCUUCUUGCCAGCACAGAAGAAUAUGGGAAUAUCACGAACAAAUUCGCCUGCUGUUGGAGGCGGAACAAAUGGCAGAGUCAGUGAGGACGAGGGCGUGGAUAUGAAGGAAAUCGAUGGGCUGCUCAAUGAGACUGCGAUGAUGUUGGGCCGCUGGUCGAUGUACUCGCGAUUUUUAGCUGGCAAGUGUAGGGUGAGUGCGCCGAAAGCCGUCUUGUCGCAAGCCAUAUCUAAGAUCGAGCAGGACCCGGAUGAGAGUCCCGAAGAACCGCUGGCCACGCCAGAUCUGCUCACAAAGUCUGCCCUGAAUAAAAAGAUCACGGCUAGGCUUACCACUCCGUUCAAUACGAUGUCGACAUUUUUUUUCAGGCGAUCAGUGGAGAAAGCCUUCCAGUUAGACGAAUCUCCUGCCGGGCUGUCCCUGAACCCAUCGAAGCCACUUGAUGGUAAUGCGCCAUUCAUCAUUUCUGCUGUGGACGAUGUGAUGUAUAUUGUCAACACGGUUCUCCAGCGCUCACUCGCGACAUCUCUGCGGGAAGUCAUUGCUUCCGUAGUACCUACUAUCAGUCGAGUGCUAGGGUCAGAUUUUAUUGGCAUGAUCCAGAGAAAGAUGCGGGACGAGUCAUAUCCCAAGGCAGUGAUACAAGGGGGCUUCCCACCUGAGGACAAGAUUAUUGCUUUCAUAGUCCUCAUCAAUUCGCUCGAACUGGCAACAGAUUACCUCUCUCGCAUCGUCACAACACGGCUCUCCGCUGCCGAGUUACCAAAUGGCGGCAAAGGACCUAAUCCAAUAGACGAAAUGUUUCCCUUUGGUCAUGAUUCGACCUUUGUCAAGAACGCUCUUGAAAGUCUAAGUUCAAGCUUCGCAGCCAAGACCUCGGAGCUUGUUGCGGAUGGGUUGCAAGUGAUGUUCGAACGAGUGGUUAAACCUCGAUUAAGACCUGUCCUGUCAGACACUUUCCGAGACGUGGAUUAUUCUUUGACGGAAGAAGAGCUCGCUGAAAUUGCGAGGAAUAAUGAUACAGAUGACGAUCAAGAGAUGAUCAACGACCUAGUUGCCCGGAGGUUCGAGCACAGCUGGGAGGCGCUAAUGAAACCCAUCCAAAGAAUCAUGACCCCAAAAUCCUUCGCCGCCCUCCUAGACUCGACUGCGAAGUACCUGUCCAAGGUCCUCGAGAAACGGAUCUGGGGCUUUUCUGGGAAGAUCAAUGCCCUGGGUGCGCAGCGAAUGGAGCGAGACUUCUCAGGAAUUAUCAGCGCUGUGGCCAGAGGCGGUCGAUACGGUAUUCGCGACUCCUUCGCACGCGUCGCUCAGGUUUCGAUGCUUGUGAACAUGGAAGAAGAUGAAUGGGAAGCCAUUAACGAAGCCGAGGAAGAGGGCGAUGAGGAGAUGGCAUGGGUGCUGAGUGAAGAAGAAAGACGACGGGCGAGGAUGUUGGUGAGAGGGUAGAGAAAUGACCAACAUAUUCAUGCAUUAUCACCCAAGACAUGAUCAAUCAUUGUAUGAUUUGAGCGAAACGUCAACUAUUUUGCAUCUGUCUUCGUCUUUCAUGGCUGCAAGCUCCCUGGAUAAUGGGUUGCUAUUGAACGUCUCACCAACGUCACGAGCAUUACCACUCAAUUCAGUCAAACACUUCAUCUUCAUCUCUCUUCUCCCUCUUCAAACCCUACCCAUUAUUUCCCAUCCGCAACACCCAUCUCUCUCGAAACAUCUUCAGCCCUGAUAACUCUCGCAUACUGCCCCCUCAAGCUCUCCACUUGAACCUUACACACCGUCAAAACUCCCCUUUCACUUUGCCCACGCAGCAACUGCAUCCCCAACCACCUUCAAAUCCCCUUCCACAAGCCUUCUCACCUCAUCAAAAUGAUAUCCUAAGAUCACUCACUGACCUCACCGUGGAACCGAGACGCAAGUCUAUACUCAGACCUACAAAGUGGAUCUUCCAGAUCUGCUUCUCAUUCAGAUAUUUCUCUCACUCCCACCUGUUAGUUCCCGCAGUCGUUCCCGUCCACGGCGUGACGAAAGCCGAAUUAGUCGAUUUUCUGAAGACGGGUCUGUUGUCUACCGGGACGGAAGAAGAGUGAAAGUUCAUACUGGGCGAGGAAGGAUAGAGAGGUAAGAAGGGGUUAGUUGAGGAAUGAUAGAUGUUGAUUACAUGUGGUGGGUUUGAUGAGGUUUGCAGAGAGCGGAAGCACUUUAGGAUUUUGGCAAUGGCAUUUGUGUAGUUGGCGGUGCUGCAGGAAUGGACUCAGAAUGGAGAAUCUUGGGUACCGAUUUGGUUGUCUACUAUUAGAGGUACGGUGUGUGAGUGGUCGUCCACCACGGUGUUAGUGCCAGAGAGUAGACUUACUUGGUUUGGGCAGGCUUCGGGCCUGUUUAUUGGGUUUAAAGUUUGGGGAGGAUUUGUUGGACUAAGUUUCAUGUCGUGAUUUUGUGCGUGUCAUCGUUCGACUGUCAACAGUCGGUGAUACGCGCAUAAGGUAUCGGAUGGUAAUGUGAGAGGGGGAUUCUUCAUGUGAAUGAUAUUAGUGGUAGUGGUCACCACUGAUUCUCUGAUGAACACUCAUCUAUGGGAUUUUAACUUCACCGAUCAGCUCUAGAUUUGCGCUAUAGAAUUAAGAGAUGCAACGUGGCCCAUUCGCGACCACUGUACUGUAGUGUAGUGAAGCCACACACUAUGAAGGCCAGUGUACGGCAUUCUCCGUCCAACUGCGAGCACUUCCCCUAGGCGGUUUUCCUACAGACAACAACUGCAGUUUGUCUGUUUGUCCCUAUCUUCAGUAAUA